Messenger RNA from Nelumbo nucifera (sacred lotus), 1888 nucleotides. RefSeq names its product Sucrase/ferredoxin-like family protein. The record is from RefSeq and is a predicted model, not a curated record. NCBI's taxonomy places the organism in Eukaryota, Viridiplantae, Streptophyta, Magnoliopsida, Proteales, Nelumbonaceae.
CCCACAUCAGUGGAGCGAGGGAACUACGCCAGUCACCGCAUUCACUCCUCUUUUUUUUUUUAAGAAAAACAUCUCCAUUAAAAAAACAGAAUCAAAACAGUAGAAAACAGAAAUUAAAGCAGGGAAUCGAGAUUCGAGAGUGAAAAAAUUGCAUAUCCUCCACGGCUCCACCUCCAGAACAGCGUCUGCUCUUAGCCCCUUCGCCCCUAUCUCAAUCAAGUAGAGUAGAAUAGUAGAUGUGAAAAACAAAAAGCCCAGAAAUUCUUGUUGAGGAUUUUUCGUUCCCUCACUGCCUCCAACCACCCCAGCUUAUUUUACUUCGAUGGCAAGUAGCAGAGAUGAUCCCCUCUCCUUCAUUAAUCCCUCUUCUUCCCCCAUAGCAGUCUCAGAAGAUGGAUUACUUAUUGACCCCAACUCCCAGAUAGGCAGCGCCUCCGGGAGCUUUCAGAACGAUGGUUUGCUUGCUGGCGAUGGAGGAAGCGGAAACAACAGUGAUGUUGAGUUUGGCUUCCUGCGCUCUGAAUUCCGUCAGAGCCCUCUGGUGGGAACUGUUCAGAUCUACGACCGCCAUGUCUUCCUCUGCUACAAGAAUCCCCAGGUGUGGCCUCCCCACGUUGAAGCAGCUGAGUUUGAUCGGUUGCCCAGGCUCUUAUCUGCUGCUCUCUUGGCGAGAAAAGGAGAGAUGAAGAAAAAGACUCGCUUAACAAUAUGUGAGGGACACGAUGGGACGGAGACAUCAAAUGGAGAUGUAUUGAUCUUUCCUGACAUGAUCAGAUACAGGCGGUUGACACAUUUUGAUGUUGAUACAUUUGUUGAGGAAGUGCUUGUGAAGGACAAUGAAUGGCAGCCUGGAACCCCUGAAGCACUAACAGGAUCAUAUGUCUUUGUUUGUUGUCAUGGGAGCCGGGAUCGCCGAUGUGGUGUUUGUGGACCUGCUCUAGUUACAAGAUUUAAAGAAGAGAUAGAUGCACGGGGCCUUCAAGGUCAAGUUUCUGUUAGUCCUUGUUCACACAUUGGUGGGCAUAAAUAUGCAGGAAACGUAAUCAUUUUUGGUCCAAACAUGAAUGGCAAAGUGAUGGGUCAUUGGUAUGGGUAUGUCACCCCAGAUGAUGUAACUGUUUUGCUAGAGCACCAUAUUGGGAAAAGGGAUAUUGUUGAUCAACUAUGGAGGGGUCAGAUGGGCUUAUCAGAAGAGGAGCAGAAGAGAGCUCAAGAGCUAAGGCUUCAACUAGACAAUGAAACCAACGGAGAGAAAACCACAAAAGAUCGUAUAGAGACCAACAGGGCAGAUUCCUCUGGAAGUCAAACUCAAAUUGAGGUCAGAGGUUGUUGCCAGGGCAGCCAGAACUUCGUAUGUUGCCAGAAUCCUUCGUUCUCAGAAAAGAUUGAUGAAAAUAGUCAUGUUGUGAAUGAGGGGGAGGUGAAGGCAGCAGUAGAGAAGAAGAAAAGCAAUGACAAACAGGUUUCAAAGGUUGGUUCUAAAGGAGGUUGCACACGCAAAGCCUGUGCAAUGCCAACGUGGUUUGAGAGUUGGGAGCGUGAGGAUACAUAUGCUGCACUGGCUGUUGUUUGGGCUGUUGUCUCAAUUGCCAUUGCUUAUAGCUGCUACAAACAGUUGAGUUGCUUUCAAGCUCUAAAGCGCUCACGGCUCAUCUGUGGCCUCGGAAAUCCACUGUGGUGAUGGUCGAGGUGGUGGAAAUGGAGGGUUUUGAAAGCAUUCAAUCAGCCAACUUACAAAGACCGGACGAAACCCUAGGGUGGUCCCAACUCCGAAGUUUCGUUAUUCAAUUCACCCAUUGGAUGCAAUCAUGGCCAAGGUUUGAUUACAAUUUUUGUUAAAAUCCCUCAGAAAUAUUAGUUGAAAAGGAAAAUAAAAUUAGACAAUAAA